Molecule: messenger RNA, 1258 nt
Organism: Helobdella robusta
Lineage: Eukaryota; Metazoa; Annelida; Clitellata; Rhynchobdellida; Glossiphoniidae
Exons: 7
Coding region: 116-1153 (345 amino acids)
Cellular component (GO): 90S preribosome; nucleus
Source: RefSeq, a predicted model, not a curated record
GCCUCUCCCUACAUGUGUUUUGGUUUAAACCAACUGUCUAAUGCUAAUCUAAUCUAAUCGGUUAGUGUAAUUAGGCAGAUUUCAGAAACCAAAAGAAAGGAUAUUUUUUGCAAUUAUGGCCGAUGAGUUGGACGACGAUUGGUGGAUGAAUUCCGCAAAUGAGAGCAAGUUGAAAAAGUCCAAAAAACGAAAAUUAGAAAAAGAUUCCGAUGAUAAUAAUAAUAAGAUAAGCAAAGCAAAAAAGAUGUCGUUGUUGGAUAAAGAAAUAUUUAAUGAUGAUGAUGAGGAGGAGGUUGAUGAUGUCAAUCUCAAUGAUGAUGAUGCAGAUGAUGAUGGAAUUGAUGCUGCUGACGGUGAUGAAAACAAAGAAACGGAAAUUAAAAAAAUUAAAAAAAAUAAAUUUGAAAAACGAACCAAACACUCAAAGAAGAAAGCUAAAUCCAGUUCUAUAGACCAGAGCAAUGUCAGUGUGAGAGAUGUUUUGAAGAUUAUAAACGAGUACCACAUGCAGCAUCUAACAAGCAUCGAGAGAGAAAGAGUACAACUGACAUCCGAUGACUUUUCAUUAAUAAACAACAACAACAACGAAGAUGACCAAAAACAAAAACACACCCCACUGUCAUUUUUGAGGGAGCUCAUUCCAAAGUGGAAGAGGUCGAUGAAGAUGAAUUCCGGUGUCUCUGGCUCUCCCAUCGUCAUCAUCGUUUGUUCGUCUGCUAUCAGAUGCGUCGAGUUUAUCAGGCAGAUAAAAGAUUUGAAAUCUGGUGAUAAGUACAUCAUUGCCAAGUUGUUUGCCAAACAUUUGAAACUCGACAAGACGCAAGAUUUUUUGAGGUCAAAGGUCAUCCACCUGGCAGUAGGGACCCCAAACAGACUGGCUGCCCUUAUUUCUAGUGGCGAUCUGAGGCUGACUACUCUAAAGCACCUUGUACUGGAUGUGAACCAUCGGGACAGCAAGUUACUCAACAUGCUACAGAUCAAAAUUGUCAAAAAUGACGUCAUCACGCUUCUGACCAAUCACAUCAUACCAGUUAUCAAAAAUAAUAAUAACAACAAUAAUAAUAAUGAUGAUGAUAAUAAUAAUAAUAAGCCAGAUGAUGAUGGUGAUAAUAGUACAUCGAAAGUUGGGAGAUGUCGAAUAGCUUUGUUUUAAAUUAUAAUUUGACUCAAUUUAUUGGUCGUAUAAAUUAAGAAAAUUGUGUCUAAACGGAUUUCGCAAAUUUAUUAUGUUAAUAAAUUAUUCAAAACAAUGAAGAAA